AGCUGUGCCCGACCGCACCUCGCCGACUGCGACUCCCUGCCUGCUGCCUGCAACCCGAGCGAGCGCAAUUUCCUUGUUUCGCAGCGGCACCACCUCCAUGGUGUAGUUCGAAGACAGGACAGGGUUUUUCGACAGAGAAUCAUGCCUCACCGGGGCUGCUGAGACUGGGAGUGCGACCCGCCGUCCGCCCUGAAGUAUGGGGUGCAGCACCUGCGAGUGGACAUGAAGAGCGUGCCAUUGCAUUUUUCGUUACUCCUCCUAGCCUUUCUGCCGCCGCAAUGUCCCGUUUCCGGCCCCCGUCUCACCCUGGCGCAGCACGUGGCCACGCUGGACAAGUGUCCGCCGCUGUCGCAGAACCCGUCGUGUCCGUGCUACAACUUCGAAGACGGCAUCUUCCUCGAGUGUCCGGCCAUCUCGUUCGGCGCGUUGCGCAACGUGCUCGAGCAGGUGCGCGCGCCCAUCAAGUCGCUGAGCCUGUACGAUCUGGAGAAGAACGUGACCAUCCUGCCGGACAACCUGUUCCCCAACCACACGGCCAUCACGCACCUGCAGAUCACGCAGUCGUCCAUCAAAAACCUGCGAGACAACAGUCUGCAGUCGCUCAGGGUGUCGCUCGAGUCGCUCGGAAUUUUGCACGCGCAACUGCAAAGCGUGCCCCAAAGGGCACUUUCGGGACUCGCCCUGCGUGGCCUCAACCUCGAGGGCAACUUCAUCACAGAGCUUCCUAGUUAUUCAUUUUAUGGACUGCACUUGAUGAAGAUCAACGUGAAGGGAAACCAGCUGGAGAGGAUCUCGGAAUACGCGUUCGCAGGAUUGGAAGAGACCCUCACGGAAUUGGAGCUGACGGAGAAUAAGCUACGAACUUUCCCGGCCGCCGCGCUCAGGCGGCUCGAGCAGCUGAGAGCACUUCAUUUGGCAUGGAACGAGAUAUCGACGAUCCAGGACGACGGCCACUCGCGCCUCGACUCGCUCACGCUGCUUGACUUGAGCUCUAACAACCUGCAGGCUGUGGCAGCUCACAACUUUCGCUCCAUGCCAGCCCUGCGGUCACUUUCCCUCUACCACAACGGUGUCGAGACAGUGCACCCCGACUCACUCGCCAUGCUGCCCCAACUCGAAUCGCUCGACCUCAGUCAUAACAAGAUCGUGCACCUGGAUUCAACAACGUUCCGGGGCAACGCCAAAAUACGGACGGUCGAUUUGAGUCAUAAUCACGUGCACCACAUAACAGGAGUGUUUUCGCACCUGCAAGAGCUGCGCGAGCUGAUUCUCUCCGAGAACAACAUCCUGGAGGUGCCCCGCGGUGCCUUUACCGAGUCCAUUCAACUCUCGGUGGUGCACCUCCAGCAGAACGCGAUCCGCCGCGUGUCGGGCGAGGCUUUUGUUUCGGUGCCUUCAUUAACCGAGCUGCACCUAAGCGACAACUUCAUUAGCGACGUUCCCGCCGAACUGUUCGCCCAUCUCGACAAACUCACGUCGCUGAGCCUCGACAACAACCUCAUCAAAAACCUGGCACCCGGCACAUUCAGCGCGUGCAACUCGUUACGCGAGCUGCGAUUGCAAAACAACCGUAUCGAGCACGUCCAAUCGGGCGUAUUCUCAUCACUGCCUUCCCUGAUCGAGCUGCACUUGCAGAAUAACGAAAUCAAGUCUAUAGACGGCAAAGCGUUCUACUCGAUGAACAAUCUGCAGCACAUCAACCUGCAGAGCAACAAGCUGACCCGGCUCGGCGACGUUUUCGCCCACAAGUCGUCCAGCCUUGUGUCCAUCCAGAUGGACAACAACCGCAUCAGCAGCAUGCACGAGUUCACCUUCAAAGGUCAGGGCGGCGUGCAGAUCAUCUGGCUCAGCCACAACGAGCUCAACCGCAUCGAACGCACCCUGUUCCAGGACCUGUUGCUCAUCCAGCGGCUCUACCUGACCAAUAACUCGAUUAGCUCGAUCGAGGACCGCGCGUUCGUCAGUCUGCAGGCGCUGCAGUUCCUCGACAUGUCGCACAACAAGAUGCGGCAAAUCACACGCCAGAGCUUCGCCGACCUGAGCGAGUUGGAGGAGCUCAGCCUGGCGUCCAACCUGAUCCAAUCUAUCGCCCCACGUGCCUUCUCCAGCCUGAAAAAACUUCGCACCCUCGACCUGUCAGGCAACUCGCUGAACGUCAUCCACGCCGAGAUGUUCCAGAUCGGACUGCCGAUCAGGGUGCUCAACCUGAAAAACUCGUCGGUGAACAAGAUUCAGGAGGGAGCCUUCAGGGGACUGAACAACCUGAACGAACUGAACCUGGAGGACAACCGCUUCGGCGCCGAGACGAUCAACCAGCUAGACAUUCCCGGCCUCAGGGUGCUCAGGUUGUCGAGGAACAACCUGAAGGGACUGGACUCGGAGUCGCUGAAAGGCCUGGGCUCCUUGACCACCCUCUACUUGGACCGCACGCAGCUCAACAAAUUGCCGCACGACAUUUUCCAGGCCAACCACAAUUUGAACAAAUUGGAUUUGGGCGUGAAUAAAAUCAAAGUGCUGCACAAGGACACUUUCGGUAAUUUAGGGGCGCUGCGUGAGCUGCGAUUCAACGGCAACGCGAUGCUGGAAUUCCCCUACGCCGCGAUUGCCAAUGUGACUAGUUUAGAGGUAUUGAUCGCUUCCAAUAAUGCGAUGCCGAAUGUGGAUUUUAAUCGGCUGAUUGGUCUACGUAAGCUGCGAGAGCUCGACCUACACGCAAACUCGAUAACGAGCAUUAUUGGCUUCACAAAUACAAAUUUAUCUCAUUUGCAAAGCCUCGAUUUGAGUGAUAAUUUACUUACGGGCUUGAUCAAUAAUUUCUUCCACUUCUCCGUGGGGAUCCUGCGGAUCAAUCUGGCGAAAAACCAAUUUAGGCACAUUCCCACACCUCUUUCGGGCCAGAACUUGCCGCAGCUGCGUUUUUUAAACAUGACCCAUAAUCCCGUCACCGAGCUGGUGUUCGCACGCCGAUUCCCCUCGCUCCAAGAAAUCCACAUUUCGCGCACUAACGUCACCGUCAUCGCCAGCCGGGAUUUCGAAAACUACCCAAUGUUGCUGCACUUGUUCCUCAAUCACAACAGAAUAAUGAAAAUCUCUCCGAGCGCUUUCAAGAGCUUAAAGCAGCUGGCCACCUUGGAUUUGAGCGUCAACCAGAUCGAAAUGAUUCCCCAAGAGAGAUUGCAGGGAUUAUUCGAGCUGCGAGUGCUCAACAUAAGCCACAACCAAUUGAAAGAGUUGGAGGUCUUCACCGGCGACCUCAAGUCCCUGCAAGUGCUCGACAUCUCGUUUAAUCAAAUUUCCCGCAUUGCCAAGUCCACGUUUAGUCAAUUAGAUAAACUCACCGAGCUCCACUUGUACGGUAACUGGAUCUCCAGCAUCGCCAACGACGCCUUCAGGCCGCUGAAAAAACUCAAGUACCUCGACCUUGGUCGCAACUAUCUCGAAAAUUUGCCCCUCAACGCCCUGAAACCCCUGGAGACGCAAAUUAGAAGUCUGCGAACCGACGAAAAUCCGCUGCACUGCAGCUGCGACGCUCAAGAGCUGUGGGAGUGGUUCCAGGACCACCAGAAGCUGCUCGCCACCGGCAGCCGCCUCAAGUGCGAGUACCCUCUCGAGUUGAAGGGUCAAAACUUUCUCGAGCUGGAGCCGCCGCGCUUCUGCACCACGCCGCUCGUGCUCAAACUGGCCAUCCAGGACAUCCAGACGUUCUCGGUGGUCGUGUCGUGGGUGCCGCGCAACCACAGCGGCAUCCACGGCUAUCGCGUCGGUUAUCAGUCGCUGGACCACCCGUCCGACCACGUCAAGUCCAAAUUCAUGGAGAAGUCGUCGCGCAGUGUCAAACUGUCGCGGCUGCAAGCAAACACGCGCUAUCUCAUCUGCGUGAUGGGGCUAACCAACUGGGACCCGGGAAACGUCAGUGAGGACGCUGCAAAUGGAAUGGUGGAUUCCAGCAACUCAAAAUGCACCGAGGUGAGCACGCUGGAGCCCGUGGAAGGGGCCAGGGUGGAGGUUGUGCAGGUGUCGAGCGGCAAGUCGGCGCGCAACAUUCCUGAGGGAUCGGUGCUGACCCGCAGACUGGGCCUGAUCGUGGGCACCACGAUGGGCGGACUCGUGUUCAUUGUGCUGGUCGGCUGCCUGUCCUACCUGAAGAUCAAGAAGCGGCGCAAUUUGAAGACCGAGGAGGGUGUCGGGCCGCAGGAGUACAUCACCUACGACCGGCAGAUCUCCUUCCAGAGCACGGACCCCAACCAGAGCACCAUGGGCACCACUGACACGCUCAUUGGAAGCUAACUAAUAUUUCGCCUAACAUAAGGGCGGUAAAUGAAGACGAGGACUAUUGUUUUUACGUCGAUUCUGCAGAGAAGAUACAUAAUAUAUAUAUUUUGAUUAAGUGCUUUCUCGAUCAACCAAUGAACUGGAAUGUUUGUCAUUUUUUCGACCUCUAACUGGACGAUUUCGGCCAACGCAAUAAUAUGAAGCAACUUGUGAGCAAUGGUGGUGAAUUUUUAUCAGUGCUUAAUUCGUUUGAAACUGCGUUUCAUCUCAGCUUUUGCGUUAGGUCAGUUUUGCCAUUUACAGUGAAAUGGACGAUUUCAUAGAGACAUUCGCAGUGGAAUUGCUCAAUUAGUUUGAGUUGAGAUCAAAUUAUCUAGUUCACCACCAAAAUGCACGUGCAAAUUCAUCUUCAAAUUCACUUAAUCUAAAAUUCAAUUUCCAUUUUUCCACUUGAAAUCGCUUGAGAGCUAGAAAAAUACUUAGGUCCCCCGGAAACCCCGACACCGCCAAGUUUUUUCCAUUAAAAUUUAUCUUAAUGUUCAAAAACAGCUUCACAGCAAGGAGCGGCAAAGUGGAAGCUAUUACCGCGUAUAUGCCAACAGGUUCGCGAGAGCGGAUUAUUAAAACUUGCACCCUUUUUCUUAAAGUAAAAGAAGGCUCCAUUGAAAGUUGAGCGCCGAAAGUUUGUGUGUUUCGAGAGUGCACCGCGCGCGGAGGUGAAUGGGCUGAUUUAAAUGCAUGCAGUGCCAGUCGCGGCGGUGGCGCAAGCAAAAACACGCCGCCGCAAUGUAUCAUUCGAUUAAAAGUUUUAAUUGUCUAAUAAAUUCAUUAGGCCGGCGCGCCGGGCCGACUGGUUGGUUGCUUUGCCACCUUCUUUACCGCACAGCAAAGUGUGAUGGAUGUUGGGCUGAACAAGAAGAAUGCCCGCCAGGUAAUUCAUUCAUUCGUCCAUUCAUUCAUUUGGCAUUGUAAAUUACCCGACAAAGUGUAAUAAUGCAUCAACAUUAAUAUCAAAAGUUGCGGCGCCUCGCGCGCGCGGUUGGUUGUUUCGCGCUAUUUUUUUCAGCGCGGAGAGGUGUGUUGCGCAAUUUUUUAUGAAAGGCCGCUGCAAAAGCGGAAAAAGAGGCAACCGAAAAAGUUUUUAUGGUCACCACAUAAAAGGGAGAGAGUUAUUUUUCCGUGUUAAAUUUAAUGCGACACCCCGUCAUGCAGGAAAUUUUUCAAAAGUCAUUCGACCACGCACGCGGCGGGCGCCAACUUUGUAAGUGAAAAUGCUCCUUUUUUAAAACUUGCGCCCGAUGAAAUUAGCCGUGACUCCAAAUGGAAUCCACAGCGUACGUGGAUAAAUUAUAGCGUUAUACCGAGCACAAAAAGAGGAAGCGCUCUUGUGUUGAUACUAAGGCACAGGGAGAUGCGCAAUGUUUAAUUCAACAGACAGGCCUUCUGAAAUUCUUCCACUUUCGUCAAAAAACAACUUUGCUCUUUUAAAUUUAUCUUUGUUGGAAUGCACUAGACAAAAUUUAAAAUUUUCCACCUCACGCGAAAAUUAAUUCAACCCUCUCUCGUUUGAUAGUCUAACAGUCAAUAUAAAAAAGUGUCACGUCUGAAAAAUGCAAAAAAAAAAUCACCGGCAUUCAAUCUUGAACCAAUUUUUAAUUUGAUUCAAAGAUUGUCUCAUAAAUUAAUUAUUAGUUAAACAAAAUCAGAUUUAAAUUAAAAGAACCUAAAAUUCUCCUGUGAGGUGGCUGGCAAGUGGCAAUUGUCAGUUUGCGCAUCUCUUUUCAACGCCUGCAGCGUCAUGCAUUCAAUUUAUCAAAGCGCUUUUUCCCCAGUCGUGCGAAAUUGCGCGCCGUGUAGGUGUUACUGGCCGAAUGGCACUUUUUCUGCGAGUGCCAGCUCGCACAUCGCGUUUUGUGCGCCGGAAAUCUUGUCAUUUGCGAGUAGGGCGCGAGCAAAAGGAGACAAUGGGCCGAGAAACAAAAACCACCUUUAGUAAAAGGCAAUAAAUUAAACUGUCUGCGCACGCUCGCUUUUGAAGUCUACGUGGGGGGUAUAAGAAAAGACAAAACAGCGGCUUGUCAUAUUAUGCAUCGCCCCAGCGGAGAGAUAUGCGAGUUGCGACGGGAAAACGGUAGUCUGUUGACAAAGUAAUUUAAAAUCUGACGUUUCUCAUCAGCUGGAGACGUCUCCUCGUUGCUUCCGCGUUACGAAUUCUGCGACGUAAGAGCCAACUCUUUACUUUUGCUCCCCUGCAAUGCAAAUAAUUUAUUUUAUCCCGCGACGGGAGGCUCGACCUUAUUUUAAAUUCAUUCUGCUGCAUAGUGCGAAUAAAAAAUGGCCGAGUUGCAUAAAUAAAGUUUCACAACCCCACUGUGCAAGCAUGAUGAAAUGCGUAAAAUUUCUACUUGAUUAUUAAAUCAUUUAAUCCUGCCAGAGGUGAGAUUUUCUCCAAAGUGCUUUACGGGGCAUAUUUUUUUUUAAUUUGGAAACGUCGUAUUUUCUGGACCAAUAAAAAUAUAACGCUCAUUUGAAUUUGAAAACAAGGUAAAACUGCUUGCGAUUUAGAAAGAGCUUCCGUGCCCCACUUAUCAAAUGCCCAUCUUUCGAGUUAAUGGAAGCUACACAGCCCGCGGGAAGUCUGUGCGCACGGGCUGCGCUUUAUCUCACUCAGAGCCCUUGGAAACGAGCAACACACAGAGACGUUAAUUCAAUUUCGCUUGAGUGAUAUAUAAAAAGUUGCUGCAAGCACACAACUGGAAAGAAAGAAUGCAUCUCGCAGCGUUUUGUUUCGCGAGAGCGAUUCGCAUUCCAUCCAAAAGUAUAUACACCAACAUUCUGGCAGGAAAACCUUCAAAGCGUGCGUCUGUGAUUUGCGCGGUUGAGUUGUGCUUGACUAGCGUACGUACACGUCUCUCAGUCAAUUCAAAGUCUUCAACUCGAACGCGAAACAAACUUUUUCUUGCGCCACGCCGAUUCCCAGCGGGGAAGUUUGUCAGUUUUAGUUUUGCUCGCGCAGCUCAGAAGAGUCUGGCUGGCUCCUUCGCCGCGCGGCUGACGUACCUCUUCGGCAGCCAGAGCACCUGCCUGGCCGGAAUACAAAAGUAAUUAGCGCGCCAUCCCGGCGGAGUAAAGCCGAGGGAGAGAGAGAGAGAGAGAGAGCUGUUUUACAAUUCCGGUUUGCUGCUUUGCAUGCGACGUGGAUAUGAAAAUUAGCCUGAAUGGCAGUCUAAUUGCAAGCACUCGGCGGCCUGCGUUUGCACCUAGUAGAGGCCAUCCGCUCGGCGCUGUAAAACGAGCAGUCUGAUGUGUAUCGGCAUUUUAAAUUGUUUCAUUUGCGCGAAAAUUAAACACUUUUGACUGCACAAAAUAUAUAGCUGUGUAAAAUUGCUCUGGUGCAUUAAUUUUAGCAACAUGGUUAUUUUAAAUCGAUAUGAAACCCGUUUCAACAGUGCAUAUCCUCUUAACUGACAAAAUAUUAUUUAAUUGGUUAAUCCUAAUGAUACAUUGCGGGCAGAGUAUGUUUUUAAAUGCAUUUUCCAAACUACAUUUUCAAAGGGCAGUUAUCACUAAUUUAAAAGGCAUCGAUAUAUACCGUUGACUGCAGCGGGUGAAUGAAAAUUUUGUUUUGUCACAUAUAUAUUAAUAGUAUCAGGCAUGUAUGAAUAUAAAACUCGCAUCCACUUUUGCACAAUUACGCCAUUCGGUUUCUCGUUUGGCCUGCCGCUGGACAAGCGUAGCAGCAGUUUUAUUUGCAUAAAUUUAUAUUUGCCAGCGCACAACGGCAAUCAUUGUGUGGGGUGGUCACACAGCAAUUUUCCAAUUUUGUAUUUUAUGUGUUUCGGUUUUAAUGAAAUAGUUAAUGAAUCGACCGGUCUGCGUUGCUUUCAAAGAAGCAAUUAGCCGUUCGUUGGAAAUUAAAUCAGCGCCAUAUUGGUUUUCACACCAACGUUUUCAAAUGCUAAGUGAUGAAGUCAAAUUUUUCACAGACAAUAAAAAAUCGCAACAGUUAAUUAGGCAUAAAUGCAAAAAACAUUUAAUAAUAUAAAUGAAAAAAACUGUUUUGUGUUUAUGACCGUUCCGGAAUUAUUCCCUAAACAAAUCUUACGUCAUUAAAAACUGCUCUCCAGAUUAAAAGGACAUUUUUCUUCAAAUAUUGAGCUUGGAUGUUUGCAUAUACUUAAUUGAAUUGCAAAACUUUUUCAUAAUUUUGACAGCGUUUAAAUUAAUUUAACAUUCCACGGUGGAAAAAGCAAUUUACAGAAAUUGCCAGAUGAAAAACUUUUUAUUUCAAAAGAGCAGUAAUCUUAUUUCAAAGCAAACUUUGCUUAAAGAAACCUCGUCUCGGCGACUUUGUGCGUCGCUUUCUCUCUAUCGUCAAAAAAGUUUUAGCCCACCGAAGCAAGUUCAUUUUGUAAGAUUUCGCGAGCGUUCCGAACCUCUAUAAUGGAGUCUCGCAGCGGCUGCCCGAAAAUGAGUGCAGAUUUUAAGUCUGCCACAUUAUCAUGUCUGUGACGGUGCUUUCAUUUGCCGCAGUUCUCGCCCCCAACACGUACACUAUGGCAAUACCAUUUCACACCGUGCAUGUACCUUACAAAUUUAUACUGUACAUUUGCUCGCUCUCACACAACUUUCGAGGCAUGCAAGAGCAGCGCUUUUAUCUCAUUUUCUUUGGCCAGCAUUUUAUGCUGCUUCGUGCAUAUUUUAAUUGGACGACUCAUUAAAAUUGUCAAGCAGCGGCAAACUUUCAUUGUGCGCCGCACUGUUUUUAUUUCAGCUCGUGUGUAUUGUUAUGAACGGGUACAAGCAGUGGAUUUUGGCUCAUUAACGUGCGCUAGCCGACACACUCUGCUAAUUUUAAAUGUGGCCUUUUUGGGUUAAGCAAGUGCAAAAAGCGUUCUGCUCGUGGUGCGGUCACGGCGGUCACUUCUACCCUCCUUGCUGAAGCGAUCAGAGUAAAAAUAUCGAAAAUUGUAAGAUACGAAUCUUUCCAUUUGAAAUAAUUCAGGUUUCUCUCAAAUUUUAAAUGUAGCGGUUGAAGGUUCACAAAUUACCCUUGAAAAAAACAACAGAACAGUUCAUGAGUGUAACAAUGUUUACUUUUGUUAUAGGAGUAUCGUUUAGAUUUCAUUAACAAGUUAACUUAAAAAGUGUAUCAAUCAAUCAUUGCUUGUUGAUCAUGUUUUGAGAAAAUUUCAUGUUUUUUCAAAUGUAUUGUUCAUAUGUCUGAAGAUUUCAUCUUCUCUAUGUGCAUGCAAAAUCGAUAGUUUCCUCGUCUUUCUGCUCAAAUCAUAAUGUAAAAAUCAUUGCAAAGAUUUUAUAAAAAAAAAACACCUCAAAAACCGAAAAAAAUACGAGCCGUGUGAAAUAAUGUCAUAUUCACUCGAAACAAAAUAAAAAUCUGUAGAAUCAGAAGGCAAUUUUAUACCAGAACCCAGGAGUAAAUUUAAAAAAGACGCGUGGCGAUGUGUAUCAAGAGGAAAUUGAGCGUGAAAGUGGAAAUAAACUGUUUGUGUUCAUCGUGCAAAAAGGACUAAAAGAAUGUGAAUCAAUAAUUAAGGCAACUUGAUGUAGCAUUUGAUUAUUUUUAUAGGAAAGUUUAUAAAUGUACGGCCGUGAAGAAGGCCUGUUAUUAUUAGAGCUUUCACAGCAAAACUGUAGAUUUUCAGCGUUUUUCUUUUCAUCUACAGUUGCUAUAACAGUUAUUUUAAUAAUUUUGUUUCUCAGACUAACUUCAGUGCUGCAUUGGUUGAAGAAGAGGUCCUUCUUUUUGGAAGAGAUCUCAUUUCCUAUUUCAGAUUUCAACAAAUAUAUUAUAAAUGUAUCGAUUUGAUUAAAGUUGCUCUAUUUUUUAUUCCAAUUUGUGGCUAACGUUGACGAAAGUUUGAUUGUAAAUUUUAUGCAUGUUCCUCAGUUGAUGUUCAAACUUUCCUGAAAAAGGAUGUAGUUCUUGGUGGAAAUAUAACAUUAUGUGGCAACUUUUGCAUUUUUCUCUGUCCCGCCGACGCCGACGCUGCUCUCUCCUGUAAAAAGCGUUAAAAGAAACAAUCGCCAUAUUUCUCAAUAACUCUUUUUCUCUUGACCCGUUGUUACAAAGUUAUUACAUCCAAUACCUCCCCCGAAGAUAUAUACAUUAUGUACGAGCAAGCGCGACUUUCCAUAAAUCAUGUAGAUAAAAGGGACAAAAGUUUUAUUGUUUAGAUCCUAGUUGCAGCGAGCGCAAAAGAAAGCAAAACAAAAACCUUCCAUAAAAACAUGUAAAUGGUUGAUAUUCCAAACAGAGUCAUAAUAAAACUAAAAAAUAUACAAAUGAAAAACGUCACUUGGA
This is a messenger RNA of Cloeon dipterum, 10597 nucleotides long. RefSeq names its product protein artichoke. The transcript has 7 exons. The record is from RefSeq and is a predicted model, not a curated record. Gene Ontology annotation, molecular function: protein binding. The coding region runs from base 223 to 4287 and encodes 1354 amino acids. Lineage: Eukaryota; Metazoa; Arthropoda; Insecta; Ephemeroptera; Baetidae. Gene Ontology annotation, cellular component: extracellular matrix.